Pararge aegeria (speckled wood butterfly) is the source of this 4649-nucleotide messenger RNA. RefSeq names its product mediator of RNA polymerase II transcription subunit 23 (gene MED23). The coding region runs from base 13 to 4038 and encodes 1341 amino acids. Gene Ontology annotation, biological process: positive regulation of gene expression; regulation of transcription by RNA polymerase II. Gene Ontology annotation, cellular component: mediator complex; transcription regulator complex. The transcript is spliced from 17 exons. The record is from RefSeq and is a predicted model, not a curated record. Lineage: Eukaryota; Metazoa; Arthropoda; Insecta; Lepidoptera; Nymphalidae.
AUAACAAUUACAAUGGCUGAUACACAAGUAGCGAACAUUGUAAAUGAAAUUUUGGGAAUUAAUUUCCAGCGAGUAGAGACGGUAGAAGAAGCAUUUAGUGGUUUCUUAGUGCAUAAACCGGAAGAAGAGAACGAGCGGCUAUCAAUGUAUCAAAAGAAAUUAAGUGCUAUCAUGACUACGUCCAGUGCCGAAGUACAGGAGGCUGCAAUCCGUCAGUACAUAACACUGACUGCAGUACUUACCAAUAGAUACAAAAUGAAACAGCUCUUAGGUAUACUUGAAAAUUUAGUGAAUACAAACAUUCUACAAGCACGAAUGUUAUGUGACUGUAUAUUAACAAGUGAGAAGCUUAUCUAUAAAAACAGUGACUUUUGGAUUGAAUGUUUUUGUUUAAUUAGAAGAAUUAUUGGUGGUGUUGACUAUAAGGGUGUCAGAGAAAUAAUGAAGGGCUGUAGAGAAAAGGCACAAACUUUACCAGUAAGAUUAAACUCAAGCACGUUGCCUCAAAUGAAGGCAUUGUACAAUGUAAUGGAAUAUAUUUUUGACAGGAAUGCUUCCCUGUUGCCAGCUUAUUUUAUUGUCACAGAAAUUCAAAAGGCCUAUCCUGAUAACAAUCACUGGCCACAUUGGAAACUGGCCAAGCUGCUAACUACAUUUGUAGAAAGCUUCAAACCUUGCGCUCAAAUGGUAUCCAUUAUAGGCCACUCUCAAAUGUUGCCUGUAGUCGAGUUCUCGGGAUACUCAGAUCAUCUAGUUAACCCGUGGCGGCUAGAUCCUGCUACAUUAAGGUUUGCACUCAAAGGGAAUUUGCCCUAUGACGAAGAUUUGCUAAGGCCACAGAUCUCAUUACUAAGGCAUGUGUUGCAGCAACCUUAUUCAAGAGACAUGAUGUGUUCAAUGUUGGGCCUUCAGAAACAACAUAAGCAGAGAUGUAUAGCAUUAGAGGAUCAACUAGUUGAAUUAAUGAUUUUACCGAUGGAGAAGUGCGAGCAGGAGAAUGAAGAAGAUGAAAUGUCAUCGACUCAUUGGUGCUGGCUACAUUUAUCAUCACAAGUUAUCUAUCUUAUACUGAUAGGAUUUGCAUCAUUCCCUAAUAUUGUAAUGGGACUUCACAACAAACUUAUAGGUCAUGAUUUGAAGAAAGGCCGGGACCACCUAAUGUGGGUACUCCUACAGUUUAUUUCUGGGAGUAUUCAAAGGAACCCGCUUGCAAACUUUUUGCCUAUAAUAAAACUCUACGAGUUGUUGUAUCCCGAGAAGGAGCCUUUACCAGUACCUGACUGUGCGAGAGCGCAUUGCACGCAUCAAAUGGCCGUUGUGUGUAUAUGGAUGCAUUUAUUGAAGAAAGCCGAAUCUGAACUUAAAACCAUGACGUUACCACAAAACCUCAAAGUACAAUAUGAAUAUCUCCAGCAUCUAAUGACAUCGAGCAACACACCUACAAUAAUGGGUUCAGACUAUCGCAUAGCUCUGUUAUGCAACGCUUAUUCAACCAAUCAGGAAUAUUACUCCCGGCCGAUGGGCAUUAUAAUCGAGUCAUUAUUUGGCAGUCAAAAAGCCAUGCCGAAUGGAAAUCCCGCAACGCCUUUGCCAACAGCGCCUUUAUCUAUGUGUAUAUUGGAUAGUUUGACAUUGCAUUGCAAGAUGUCGUUGAUACACUCAAUAGUGUCGCAUGUGGCGAAACUGGCACAAAAUAAGACGAACAUACCUGGCAGUAGUAUGAUGGCGCCAGCUCUUGUGGAAACGUACAGCCGACUGCUGGUUUACACGGAGAUCGAGUCCUUGGGCAUAAAAGGAUUUAUAAAUCAGCUCCUUCCGAACGUGUUCAAGUCACAUGCAUGGGGCAUCUUCCACAACCUGCUGGAUAUGUUCUCAUACAGAAUCCAUCACAUACAGCCCCACUAUAGAGUCACUCUGCUUUCUAAUAUACACUCGCUCGCCGCAUGUCCUCAACCCAACCAGACGCAGCUACAAUUGUGCUUUGAAAGUACCGCAUUAAGGUUGAUAACCAGUUUAGACAGCUCUGGCGUACAGUUGCAAAUGUCACGUGUCUUCUCCGAGCCCAAGUCGCUCGUCUCCAGCGAGAGCGAAGAGCUAAACCGAGUUCUCGUACUCACUCUCGCCAGGGGAAUUUGUAUGUCUGGAGCUGGUAAUGACGGAGCUGCGGUGAAGGAAUUGCUGACAACCAUCAUGACGAAUACACCACAUUUAUGGUCACAGCACACGCUACAGUGCUUCCCGCCCGUGCUUGUGGAGUUCUUUUCGCAGAAUCCUUCCCCUAAAGAGAACAAGCAACUACUCAAAAAGUCCGUAGAAGAGGAAUACAGGAAAUGGACGUCGAUGGCGAAUGAUAACGACAUUAUAUCGCACUUCUCAGUUCCCGGGACACCAUUAUUCCUUUGUUUACUGUGGAAGAUGAUCUUCGAGACCAAUAGGAUCAACCCUAUUGCUUUCAAAAUCCUUGAGCGAAUCGGCGCACGCGCUCUAUCAGCGCACCUCCGCAAGUUCUGCGACUACCUAGUAUUCGAAGUAACGAACCCCGCUGGCGGGCCUCAUAUAAACAAAUGCGUGGACGCAAUCAACGACAUCAUCUGGAAGUACAACAUCGUCACCAUAGACAGACUGGUUUUAUGCCUCGUCCUGCGUCCCAACCCUGACGGAAACGAGAGCCAAGUGUGCCUGUAUAUCAUUCAACUGUUGUUAUUGAAAGGUUCCGAGUUGAGGAACAGGGCACAGGACUUCGUUAAAGAGAACUCGCCGGAGCAUUGGAAACAGAACAACUGGUACGAAAGACACUCAGCCUUCCAUAGGAAGUAUCCAGAGAAAUUCGCACCCGAGGAGACAAGCGGCGCAUACGGUGGCCCCAUACCUGUGUACUUGAGUAACGUGUGCUUGCGGUUCAUUCCCGUGAUGGAUAUCGUUGUGCAUAGAUAUCUGGAGAUACCGCAAGUUAGCAAGAAUCUGGAGCAACUUUUGGAGCAUUUGGGCUACUUGUAUAAAUUUCACGAUCGUCCAGUAACAUUCCUCUACAACACACUUCACUACUACGAGUCGAAACUGCGAGAUAAGCCACUGCUAAAACGGAAACUUGUAAACGCUGUUCUGGGUGCCUUGAAGGACGUGCGCGCAAACAACUGGGCAACGACUGAAUCAUUCCAGGGUUACUUGUCGAAUAACGAAUUGGAUGUGACGACUUGGACCCCAGACCUCAAUUACUACUUGAGCUUGGUUAACCGAAUGGUUGAUACAAUGACUGGCAGCUCCCCAUUCCCGGCCACGGACUGGCGCUUCAACGAGUAUCCGAACCCGUCUGCGCACUGCCUGUACGUGACAUGCGUAGAACUGAUGACCUUGCCGGUGAUGCCAAACGACGUCGCCAACAGGCUUCUCGAAGUGGCGACAAAAGGAUUCGUCGUCAUCCCAGCGACGAAACUCCAGUUCUGGAUCAACACAAUCGGAAUUAUCAUGGCUGCAUUACCUGAUCCCUAUUGGACCGUCAUCCACGAUAAAAUUUACGAGUUGAUAACUAGCAGCGAAAUGCUCGAAUGGCCGCAUCCAUACACGCCGUUCCAGUUGUUUAACAUGAAUACGACGAACGACGCGAUGUUGGAGAACAAGUACAGUAUGACGUUGGCGCUGGCGCAUGCGAUAUGGUAUCACGCUGGUGCUGGACAAAUCACGCAGAUUCCCACGUUUGUCAAAGAGAAAUUGACCCCGGAGAUACAUACUGAGACCCAGCUUCUCUUCCUAUGCCAUCUCGUCGGGCCAUACUUGCAACGCUUCAAUUCGGACGUGUCGCGGGCGGUCAUGGAGAUAACUAAGACACUGUACGAACUAUUGGCCCAUAUCGACAAGAUUCAACCACAUCUGCAGUACAUCGAUCCGGUCUGCGAUUUGCUAUAUCACAUAAAAUACAUGUUCGUCGGAGACACGAUGAAGAGCGAGGUUGAAGGAGUGAUACGCAAACUGCGCCCGGCUUUACAAAUGCGCCUGCGUUUCAUCACUCAUCUUAACGUCGAGCAAAUCAAUACCGCCUAGCAAAACGACUACUACAGCUAUACGCCUUCAAGCUCGAGCUCGAGCUCCGAAUAGUGGCCUGCUGUAGUCCUAGGAGUGUUAUGGAUUGUUUUAGUUGCGGAAGUGUUUGAAAGUGUAAAACAAAAGUUCAAAAAUCAAGCAAUAAUAUGAACCUGAAACUAUGUUAACUAUACGUUAUGUUAUGUAUAAAGGUUGCUGCAUGCGUAACGUGCUACAAGUGGAUGUUGCGGAGCGCGGGAAUUUAUUGUGGAACUGUUGAGUAUAAUGAAACAGAGCGCCAGAAACGGAUUUAAAAAAAAAAUCGUUGAUGAUGUGAAGUGCUGAACAUUACCUAAGGGUACCCAUUUAUUUAUUCAUUCAUAAGACACGCCAGCAAUUUAUUGUGACAGCACAUAAAAAAAUAACAGUAGUAGAAUAACAAUAUCUGUCUAGUGCCAUUACAUCAAUCAAUUAUAGGUGCAUACACAUUAUCAUUAUGACAUCUGGUCAAAAAAAAACUAAAAUAAGUAUUAAACUAACCACUAUUAGAAAUUAUGAUGUAUAUACUAAAUAUACUACAAUGGCAAAUUGAUAAAUAAUAUUGAAUAAAAUUACAAUUUAUAAAAAGAUUA